AUGUAUUUUAGGUCUGGAUCAACAGCACCAAAUGGAGAGAAUCAAAAUGAAUGUGAAAUUCAAGGUGAUUAUCGAUUUUCAAGUGAUGAGUCCGAUAUGCAACCAGAUUAUCAACAAGAAUAUACUAAUCUAAAAGAGGAGCAAGUGAAAGAUUCGAAACCUAAUACAAAGCUCUUAUUUAUUCAAAGAUUAGCUGCAGAUACUGAAUCUAUUGCUACCAUCUCUGAAAUUCCCAUACCAAAUCAUAAAUCAGACGUUGAAGCAUUUCUCGAUGAUUUAUUUGAACGUGCUCUGUUAGAAUCAAAUUUGAAUCGAAGAGCAACAAAAGUUAAUAAUAUUCAAAUAUCCACCUAUAAUCAAAAACGCUUUCAGUUAAUAUCAAAUUCAAAAGUUGAACCACUAUUACGGCAACGAACAUCAUUACAGAAAAAAGAUGGUAAACGAAAAGUCAUCGUAACUGAUGCAUCAUUAAAAUCAAAAAAGCCGAAUAAAAAAUCAAAACACAUGAUUACUACUAUUGCCAAUGAAAAUUAUGAUGAAUUAAAUCAACAGAAGAAGAGACGCAUUAAGAAAAAAGAUAACUAUCAAAAUCUGAAUAGGAAUAAUUCAGCAUGGAAUGAUAGUAUGUCAUCAUUUUUAACGACACCAGCUACUACUACUAUCACUACAGAUACGGAUAACAAUGAUCCUGGUAUAUCAGAAGUUACAUCGUGUGAUGUACCAUCUGUAAUGAAUAUUGGACGAAACUAUUGUCAAACAGAUAUGAUGGUGGAUGAAUCGAGUGAAAAACAUUAUCAUCAUCCAAUGAAUGUAAAAUACUUCGAUCGGAAUAGACGUCAUCAUCCUCAUAAUAGAGUUGUUGUUAGAGAGCCUCUGUGUAGUUUUCAUACGAAAGUAAAAGAAAAGAUGCUUACUCGAAAUUCAAAUGGUAGACAGUAUCAACGUCGAUGGCCACCACCAACACAGUCACCAGAAUUACAAAAAUGUCUAUCUCCAAAAGCACAAAACUUAAAUCAGAUCGAAAAUCAAAUCCUAGUGAGCAACCUGGAUUCAUCUACUAGCAUCUUAUUUUCUCCUUCAACAAAUAAUAAUAUUAUUAAUGAUAAUCAACAAAUUAUUGUUACAAAUAAUAAUGUAAUUUCACAACCAUUUUUGAAUGCUGCUAUUGCAGCUAAAAAUGGAAUUAGUCUAAUUCCUCUAUCUCCUUCUGUUUGUCUAUCGACAACAAUUCCUGGAUUAACUACAACAACCAAUAUUUCAUCAACAACAAAAAAUGGUCCAAUGUUCGUACCCGUUAUUGAAAUUAACUAUCAAAAAUAUUUGCCAGUUUAUCUUAAACAAAAACCAGCAUCACGGAUAAACCAAAAAUUACAAAAUAGAAUACAAAGUAAAGCAGAUGAUGAGCAAGAUAAACCGAUUUUAUGUGUACCUAAGCCUCAGAAUAAAACAACCUCUCAGUUAGUUAUAACUCAAAAAAAUAAUAAUGUAAAAGAUGAAUCUCAAUAUUCAAAUAUUCCACAUUUAAAUGGUUCAUCGCCCAUUGAUUUAAAAUUAAAUGUUCAGCGUUUAUCAAUGUCAAAUUUGGAUAAGAUAUCCGGCCGAGAUAAUCUUUCUCAGACCAACUAUGAAUACCAUAAUGGUUUAACAGAUCAAAUCUCAAAUGAACUUUGUCAAAAUGAUAAUCCGAACACAAAUAUCCAAACUACAAAUGCCAACAAACAAAAUAUAAAAUUAUUGGUUAAUCACUCAUCUGUCGAAGUACAACAACAACGAGCGAAAACCAUACGUAUAGGAAAAGUUAGAUGGCCACCUGCAUUAAAUCAAGAAGAAACAAUCACUACAGACUUAGACAGGCGUACAGAGAUUCAACGACGAAUUCACGAAGAAAUUCUCGGCCAUGAAACAUCGGAUAAAGUGACUGUAGAACGAGUAAGUUUAGAUUUAUCAAAAGAUCAUACUGCUCGUAGUCCAGAGUACCAAAUCCGUGAGAUGAACGAUAGUAUGCUCAUAAAAUGUAUUCCAAUUGGUGGUGUUGAAAAUCAUCAGUCACAAUCAGAAGAUCACUCUAAAAAGUAUCAUCAAUCUUUUCAUCGUACAAGUCCCUUACAAAAACAGCCAUUAACAUCUUCAGCAGAUAAAGAUCACAAACAAAUUUUAAAAAUCAAUGGUGCUUUAAGCAGUUCUACUGAACCGACAUCUCUAAUCGAUUCUGAUCUGGAGAGUGCAAAUGCAGAUUGGCGAAUGAUGAAUGGUAACAAUGGAAAAUAUCGUCAUAAGACGUUAACACCUAUGAUUGGUAAAGAAAAUUUUGAAUUACGAAAAAAACUAUUUGAACGUCUGAAUGAGAAACAAGAUAUCGAAGGUAAGACUAAUCUAAUGUCAAUGUUUGAAGAGUGA
Molecule: messenger RNA, 2397 nt
Organism: Didymodactylos carnosus
Lineage: Eukaryota; Metazoa; Rotifera; Eurotatoria; Philodinida; Philodinidae
Source: the annotation of a GenBank genome assembly